AUGCCACGGAAACCUGCGGAAAAGAAAAACAAAAAAGGUGGCCGGAAAAAAUACUUAGACCAAGAAGUCCCUGAAGAUGAAGGUCGCAGAGAUGCCCUUCAGAAAAUUUACGACGCCGCCAGCCGCUGGGACAGAAGAGAAAGAGAUAAGUUGAAGAAACGUAAAGAUGCGGGAGGUGCUGUUGCUGACGGACUUGGAAGUGGGGUGCCCCUUCCAAUCCCUGAUGGGGUCAAGGAUGAGGUCAAGAAGCCAUCGGUUUCCGAAGUUGGGGUUCAAGCUGAUAUCGAUGCCAAAUCUUGCCAUCUUUGUUACAAAAUGGAGGAGGGAUAUUUGAACGAAAUUUACCAGCUGCGUGACUGGGUUGCAAGGCAUUAUUGUUCUUGUGGGUUGGAUGCUGCAAAACAUGUGUUGUACAUCUCAAAAAGGGAGAUGAUGAUGCACCCGGGAUUUCGGAGUGAUUUGGGUAUUUGA
Messenger RNA from Cladocopium goreaui, 471 nucleotides. NCBI's taxonomy places the organism in Eukaryota, Dinophyceae, Suessiales, Symbiodiniaceae. The record is from the annotation of a GenBank genome assembly.